Messenger RNA from Auanema sp. JU1783, 1272 nucleotides. Lineage: Eukaryota; Metazoa; Nematoda; Chromadorea; Rhabditida; Rhabditidae. The record is from the annotation of a GenBank genome assembly.
AUGUGUGAGGAAAGAGAUGAAGAGUUGGUUGAGGAGGAUGAAUCCGAGGCUGAAUACGAUGUUGAUAAAGGGCGACUGGCAAAAAUAUUCUUCAUAUCUUUUCUACUAAGGGUUCUGGUUUUCAUGUUUUCACGAGAUUGGCUAGCUUCAAGACCCGAGCUAGUCAGUCCAUUGACUAAUUAUCGUCGGGUUCUUGAUGGAGUUGCACUUAAAGCUGAUUUUGGAACAGCUUAUGACGGAGAUCUUGUUUUAGUGCAACCGAUGUUGUUGUCAUUUUUCUCACCGUUCAGCUACGUUUCAAAAAUCUCGUUGUUUCUCCUGUUCUGCUUUUUCGAUUUCCUAGCUGCAUUUUUCCUUCUCUGCUCAGUGUUCCAUUUGAACAUUGACAAGAACGUCGGGUUCACUAUUUAUAAAUGUUAUUUAUUCAAUCCUUUCACAAUCACUUCUUGUGCAAUCUUCAGCGUUUCAUCGUUUUACAAUAUGGUUACUUCCCUUUUCAUAUAUUGUUUCGUUUCCGGAGCGUACCUUUCAACUAUUGUCUGCUUAGCGUUCAUAUCAAGCUUGUGCUUCCAUCCUAUCGCUCUAUUAGGCUCAGUUAUUCUGCGUUUCCCAUCUUCCCGAGCCUUCUCCACUUUGGUAGUCUUAUCGGCUAGCAUUACUAUUUUUGUUUUACUCAACUUCAUGUUCAACGGAUUGAAUUGGAAUUUCGUGAAAUCCACCUAUGGGUCUCUGUUACAAAUGGACGAUCUGAAUCCGAAUAGUGGUGUCUUCUGGUAUCUUUUCAUACAGGUUUUCCCUCAAUUCCGUCAGUUCUACCUGGCUGUUUGUCAAUGCAGUCUCAUAUUCUAUAUAAUUCCUCUGACUUUUGCUCUGAGGAAAGACCCUCAUCUUCAUGUGAUCAUAUCGUUGUUACUAAUAACAAUAUUCUCUCCUUACCCAACGCUCAACUCAGGCUCUGUUUACUUGGCACUGUUGCCUUCACUGGAAAAAUACUGGAAACAGCCUGUACGAUUUGUUCUACUUCUUGGUGGUAUUAUGGUAACCUGCGCAGUGCUCAUGCCGGUCAUGUGGCACAUGUGGAUAGUCGUAGGGUCGGGAAAUGCGAAUUUCUACUUCGCAGUCACGCUUCUCUACAAUUUUGCUCAGAUUUAUUUGAUGUUGGACUUGCUUUUCGCUUAUUAUCGAUCUGAUCUUCAAGCUGUUUGUGAAGAUCACUUGAAUUUGAAGACAACACUAACAUUCCGGUCGCAAUUAACAAAAUAUGAGAACUAA